Cornus florida is the source of this 762-nucleotide messenger RNA. RefSeq lists its product as uncharacterized. The record is from RefSeq and is a predicted model, not a curated record. The transcript is spliced from 2 exons. Lineage: Eukaryota; Viridiplantae; Streptophyta; Magnoliopsida; Cornales; Cornaceae. Bases 175 to 570 code for a protein of 131 amino acids.
AAUGGACAUAUACCUGUUGCCCACUUAACAUUCAAAAAUUACUUUGCGAGGUGUCCAAACUCCAAAGACAGCCUCUAUAUAGUGAAAGUGUCCCAACUCCAAAACACAAUGUCACAGACCUUGUCCUGAGCUUCUACUACACUUCUCUCUCUCUUAAGCAGACUAGAGGGCUAGAUGAGGCCACCCGGACCACCAGGUGGCCCUGGACCAGGACCUGGCGGCCCUCCGCCUCCGUUUCCGUUACCCGGGGGCUUUCUUGGUGGCUUUGUCAAUAACUUAUGCAGCACUGUAUCUUCUUGCUUUUACUGCUUGUGUUGUUGCUGGCUGCUACAAGACUGCUUUGGUGAUCCUGGUGGACCUCCCGGGCCUCCGCCCGGUCCUCCUCCACCACCUAUUUGGCCUCUUGGGCCCCCUCCACCUGGGCCUCCACCGGGUACUCCUCUACCACCUCUUUGGCCUGCAGCACCUCCUCUUGGGCCGCCUCCACCUCCUCCUGGACCGCCUGGUGAUCCUUUUGGGCCACCUGGACCCCAUGGCCCACCGGGAGGUCCAGGACCACGUCCAUUCUAAUCUUUAGGUUCUGAAAACAACAAAAGGACAUCUAAUGGAAUGGGCCAUAUGCAGUUUUCUACAGACUCUCUCUUCUGUCAUGCUGCUUUUACUCUGUAAUACGAGACAGCAUUGUAUUGAAAGAUUUACUAACUUUGUUAAGAAUAAUAAUUAUAAGUUUCUCAGUUUCCAAUAUAUAUUUAUCUUUUUUUA